GAGCCAGCAGCGGCCGAGGCUCCGGGCACCCGCGCGGCUCCCGGCGGCGGAGCGGAGAUCCCGGAGCGCCCAGGUUCCUUCCGAAAGCGAGCUGGAGUCUGGCCUGGUCGCCUCGGGGAGUGGGGGCACAGCUAGAAGGAGCCAGAGCGCAGAGGUCGGGAGCUGAGCAGCAGAGACAUGCCCGUGCUGUCUGAGGACUCCGGUUUGCAUGAAACCCUGGCACUAUUGACUUCUCAGCUCAGACCUGACUCCAACCACAAGGAAGAGAUGGGCUUCCUGAGGGAUGUUUUCAGUGAAAAAAGCCUCGGUUACUUGAUGAAGAUUCACGAGAAGCUUCGCUAUUACGAGAGGCAAAGUCCAACCCCUGUUCUGCACAGCGCUGUGGCCCUUGCUGAGGAUGUGAUGGAGGAGCUGCAGGCCGCCUCUGUGCACAGCGACGAGAGGGAGCUGCUCCAGCUGCUGUCCACCCCCCACCUCAGGGCCAUGCUCAUGGUACACGAUACAGUUGCUCAAAAGAAUUUCGACCCCGUUCUUCCCCCUCUGCCCGAUAAUAUUGACGAGGAUUUUGAUGAAGAAUCAGUGAAGAUUGUCCGCCUGGUAAAGAACAAGGAACCCCUGGGUGCCACCAUCCGGCGGGAUGAGCACUCCGGGGCUGUGGUGGUGGCCCGGAUCAUGCGAGGGGGCGCGGCCGACCGGAGCGGUCUGGUCCACGUUGGAGAUGAACUCCGAGAGGUGAACGGGAUCGCAGUCCUGCAUAAACGCCCCGAUGAGAUUAGCCAGAUUCUGGCGCAGUCCCAGGGAGCCAUUACCCUGAAAAUCAUCCCAGCCACCCAGGAGGAGGACCGUUUAAAGGACAGCAAGGUGUUCAUGCGGGCCCUCUUCCACUACAACCCGAGGGAGGACCGGGCCAUCCCCUGCCAGGAGGCGGGCCUGCCCUUCCAGCGCAGGCAGGUCCUGGAGGUGGUGAGCCAGGACGAUCCCACGUGGUGGCAGGCCAAGCGAGUAGGGGACACCAACCUUCGAGCUGGCCUCAUCCCCUCCAAGCGGUUCCAGGAAAGGCGACUAAGCUACAGGAGAGCCACCGGCACCCUGCCGAGCCCCCAGAGCCUCAGGAAGCCCCCCUAUGAUCAGCCUUGUGACAAAGAGACCUGUGACUGUGAGGGGUACUUCAAAGGGCACUAUGUGGCUGGUCUUCGGAGAAGCUUCCGGCUGGGCCGAAGAGAAAGACCGGGAAGCCCCCAGGAAGGAAAGGGGUCUGCAGGAGCCGAGGCUCCAGAGCUGCUGACCUAUGAGGAGGUAACCAGGUACCAGCACCAGCCUGGUGAACGGCCCCGCCUGGUGGUUCUGAUUGGAUCCCUGGGAGCCCGACUGCAUGAGCUGAAGCAGAAGGUGGUGGCAGAGAACCCACAGCACUUUGGCGUUGCAGUUCCACAUACCACCAGGCCUCGAAAGAGCCAUGAGAAGGAGGGGGUGGAAUAUCACUUCGUCUCUAAGCAAGCAUUCGAGGCUGACUUACAUCACAACAAGUUCCUGGAGCAUGGUGAAUAUAAGGAAAAUCUCUACGGAACCAGCCUGGACGCCAUUCAGGAGGUGAUGGCCAAAAACAAAGUGUGUUUGGUGGACGUGGAGCCGGACGCACUUCAACAACUGAGGACCUCAGAGUUCAAGCCCUAUGUUAUAUUUGUAAAACCUGCGAUUCAGGAAAAGAGGAAGACGCCACCCAUGUCUCCAGCUUGUGAGGACACAGCAGCCCCAUGUAUGAAGAACCUGAAGUCCAAAGCAAUAGCCUGCUCUGCUGCUCAGGAACCAAGCUGCUGCCCCGCCGUGCAGGGCCCGGCAGCCGCCAUGUCCGGCCCGUUCGAGCUCUCGGUGCAGGAUCUCAACGACCUGCUGUCGGACGGCAGCGGCUGCUACAGCCUGCCGAGCCAGCCCUGCAACGAGGUCACCCCCAGGAUCUACGUGGGCAACGCGUCUGUGGCGCAAGACAUCCCCAAGCUGCAGAAACUAGGCAUCACCCAUGUGCUGAACGCUGCUGAGGGCAGGUCCUUCAUGCACGUCAACACCAAUGCCAACUUCUACAAGGACUCCGGUAUCACCUACCUGGGCAUCAAGGCCAAUGACACGCAGGAGUUCAACCUCAGCGCCUACUUUGAAAGGGCUGCAGACUUCAUCGACCAGGCCUUGGCUCAAAAGAAUGGCCGGGUCCUCGUCCACUGCCGGGAAGGUUACAGCCGCUCCCCAACCCUCGUGAUUGCCUACCUCAUGAUGCGUCAGAAGAUGGAUGUCAAGUCUGCCCUGAGCAUCGUGAGGCAGAACCGUGAGAUCGGCCCCAAUGAUGGUUUCCUGGCCCAACUCUGCCAGCUCAAUGAGAAACUAGUCAAGGAGGGGAAGUUGAAACUCUAGGGCACUCCUGCUGCCUCUUCUCUAGAGGCAGGGAGGGGAGGCCCUGGUCCAGGUGCCCCAAGCUGCCAUGUUUAGGAAACACAGUGUACCCUGCUCCCAGCAUCACCAGGCACUUGCCCACAAGUCUGUCCCAAUACAGCCCUGGGCCACUUUCCCCCUGGGGAGCAUAUAAAGAAGCUUGCUAAGGAAGG
Zalophus californianus (California sea lion) is the source of this 2594-nucleotide messenger RNA. RefSeq names its product dual specificity protein phosphatase 3. Gene Ontology annotation, cellular component: plasma membrane; cell-cell junction; cytoplasm. The record is from RefSeq and is a predicted model, not a curated record. Gene Ontology annotation, biological process: negative regulation of MAPK cascade; protein dephosphorylation. The transcript has 23 exons. NCBI's taxonomy places the organism in Eukaryota, Metazoa, Chordata, Mammalia, Carnivora, Otariidae. The coding region runs from base 178 to 2403 and encodes 741 amino acids. Gene Ontology annotation, molecular function: MAP kinase phosphatase activity; protein binding; protein tyrosine/serine/threonine phosphatase activity.